CUCACUCUUCGCCCUUUCCUCACCUCUGCUCCCCUCUCUGUUAGAACUCCGGCCACCCUAUCCUUUCUUUGUUAAGAACUCCGGGCCCCCAAAAACACUCCAGGCACCCUGAACAUAUGCGCUGCCUCCCCCACUACUCCUCCCCUGUCUGUUUUCUGUCUUCCAUUCGUCCUCACCUCUUUGUUUGUCCUCCUUCUUUGUUCGUCCUCCCCGUCGUGUGCCCUCCCCUCAUCCAAACUCGCCGUGUUCCCUCAACCAAACUCCCCGUCGUGUGCCCUCCACUCAUCCAAACUCGCCGACGAUAAAGUAAGCGAAACCCGCCGGAAGAGAGGAAUACUACUUCCCUAUCAGCGCAUAGUCCUAAUUACCAUCACCUUUGCUGUUAGAGAGUAACAAAAAUGAACAAGAAGAAGGUUUUCCAACUUGCUAAGGGGUUUAGAGGCAGAGCAAAGAAUUGCAUAAGGAUAGCAAGAGAGAGGGUAGAGAAGGCACUUCAGUAUUCUUAUAGAGAUCGCCGCACCAAGAAGCGUGAUAUGCGCUCUCUUUGGAUUGAACGCAUCAAUGCUGGUUCCCGCCAACAUGGCGUAAAUUAUGGUAACUUCAUGUGUGGGCUGAUGAAGGAAAACAUUCAGUUGAACAGGAAGGUAUUGUCAGAACUGGCGAUGCACGAGCCCUACAGCUUCAAGGCUCUGGUCGAUGUAUCACGCAAUGCUAAUCCAGGAAACAAAUUAGUUGAACCUAAGAAGGUAGGCCUUGCUGCUGUUCUCUGAAGACUCCUUGCUUGUUUGUUUACUCCGUUUCAGCAACAUUUUCUUUCAUCAAAAUAUUUGGCUUGAAGGCUGAAGCAUCAUUAGUUCAUUACUGCUGCAACAAUCUAAUUAUUUGUUGCAUUGACCACGACCGCCUUCACGUUGUCGGUCGUCUUAACUCCACCAUCUUUUGGAGAAACUCGAAUUCACCCAUUUCACCUUUUCAUAUGAAGCCACCGCUGAUUUCAGUUGUGCCUCUAUCAGCCCGUGUUGUUAUUUCCUUUUUGUCGUCUAUGCUGCUACUUCCUCCUAAUAGGAUCAUCUUUGCCUUUGUAAUUGUAGCACCUACAAACCAAAUCACUCCAUUUCUUAGUAUUACAUGAAGCUAGAGAACAUUAAUUGAUUGCCA
Molecule: messenger RNA, 1158 nt
Organism: Spinacia oleracea (spinach)
Lineage: Eukaryota; Viridiplantae; Streptophyta; Magnoliopsida; Caryophyllales; Amaranthaceae
Exons: 3
Coding region: 399-770 (123 amino acids)
Biological process (GO): translation
Cellular component (GO): ribosome
Molecular function (GO): structural constituent of ribosome; rRNA binding
Source: RefSeq, a predicted model, not a curated record